Molecule: messenger RNA, 1728 nt
Organism: Centruroides sculpturatus (bark scorpion)
Lineage: Eukaryota; Metazoa; Arthropoda; Arachnida; Scorpiones; Buthidae
Product: serine/arginine-rich splicing factor 3-like
Exons: 5
Coding region: 99-731 (210 amino acids)
Biological process (GO): mRNA splicing, via spliceosome
Cellular component (GO): nuclear speck
Molecular function (GO): zinc ion binding; RNA binding
Source: RefSeq, a predicted model, not a curated record
UUUUUAUUUUUUCGAAGAGGGCGCUGAGUGAUGAGUAGUUUCUUAAUGUUGAAGUGCUUUCAGAAAAGCGGAAUUUAGAAUUUUUUAGGUGAAUAACCAUGUCCCGUUAUCGUGACAGCUGUCCUCUGGAUUGCAAAGUUUAUGUUGGUGACUUAGGAAAUAAUGGUACAAAACAUGAAUUAGAAGAUGCUUUUAGUUAUUAUGGCCCAUUGAGAAACGUUUGGGUUGCACGUAACCCUCCUGGAUUUGCUUUUGUUGAAUUUGAAGAUUCUCGGGAUGCUCGUGAUGCUUCAAGAGCUUUAAAUGGAAAAAUUCUGUGUGGUAGAAGAGUAAAAGUAGAGCUAUCUACAGGAAAAUCUAGAAGUUCAUAUCGUAAUCCCCCGCAGAGAACAUUCCAUUCUGAAGAUCGAUGCUACGAGUGUGGAGAAAGAGGACAUUAUGCCAGAGAUUGCAAAAGAGGCAGUAGACGUUAUCGUUCUAGAUCGCGUUCUCGGGAUAGACGAUCUCGCUCUCGUUCCAGGGAACGCUCUCUGAGCCACAGCAGAAGCCAUUCCAAAUCUCGCAGCCCAAGUCGUAGCAGUGCCUCGCGUAGCAGAAGCAGAUCGACUUCGGCUAAUAGAACAAUUGAGAAACAAAACGAAUCCGUAUCAGAUAGAUCACCUUACAAAUCACCAUCCCAAUCUCCACAACAGCUACCUAACAAUAAUAUUCAGAAUGGCUCUGUGGAAUAAACAAGAAUUGGCAUUAUCAUCAAAUCAUUCAUAUUUGGCUUUUUAAGUGUAAUUUUUGCAAUAUUAAGCUUUCUAUUUUGUAUCUUAUCAUUUAAAAUUUUUGCAUUAUCUUCAUAAACCAUCUCUGCAUCACAUUUUACUGUAUUUUGUAAACAGCAGUGUUGUGCGAGUUCAAGUAAAACUGCAUAAUCGAUAGGAAAAUAUUUUUAAAGAAUGUUUGUUUUUAUAAUUUUUUUAUUAAAAAAUAUGUAUAUUAUUUCAUUGUUAGAGAUGUUAUAAUCCAUAAGAUUUUUUUAUUAAUCAUUACUGAUCAUUCAUCUGUUUAAAAAAAAAAAACAAAUUGUAAAUACUCAGUUCUGUAAGUUUAUUGCCAAAAGUGAUUUUGUCACCAUCUCGUGACACGUUGCAGUUUUCAAGCAAAAAGUCUAUAUCUAUAGAUGUAAAUUUUGCUCUGAUCCACUUAACAAUGGACACAUACUACAAAUUAUAUCACUUCAGAAAUUUCAUACUUAAUGACCUAGAAUUUGUUAGCUCUUGUGCAGUGAAAGUUUCGUUUUUCUCUACUCACAUGCUAUUUUACAUCCAUUGCUCUAUUCGAAAAGCGUUUCAGAACGAAUUUUGACAUUGUUUGAGAUUCCGUUUCUGCUAACGCCCGUUUCCUCUUACCAUGUAAAAAUUGUCAUUCAUUAUCUUAUUCUACUGAUAUCUUUGAAAAUCUUAUAUAUUACCUAAUACAUUAAUGGAAAAUAUAUUUUUGGUAAAUUUCGUAUCUGUACAAAAAGUUAUAUUUAGCAUUGUAACAUACAACAGCACAGUAACAUUUAGAGAGGAAAAAAAGAAACCGUGCACUCCGAUGAUGCAAAAAUAAUUUAUUCGAGCCUCAAAAAGUUCGAAUGUUAGCAAAAACUCUGCAACCACCAGACGAUACAUUAAUUUUUGAUUAAAGAUAUUACUCAGCAAUGAUGUAAUAUAUGAAAAUAAAAUAUAUUUGGAGUCA